UGUUUGGUCGGCCUCGGUUGAGGAAGCUUUUGCUUCUCAGAAAAUGAAUGUGUUGCUUCAGACGGCUGCCACGGCUGUCUGAUGGGCUCGGCAGCAGCAGCAGCCUCCCGCCCCCUGUCGCAGCUGUGCGGACGCAGCGCGCUGCGCGGCCGCUGUCACGUGUCAGGACCUGCAUGUGCUCCUCGGUGUCGGGAUUUGUUUUGCUACAAGCUAGUUAGCCGUCGGCUAAAUUAGUCAGCUAAGCUAUUUAGAUAGCGAGCGCUGUUGCGGCUGAUAGUGCUAAUUUAAGGAAAAAAGAAAAGCCGUCGCUCUCAAAUUGGAUUAACAUCCGGCUUGACACCAUUAGCGUUAAUCAGCCGACCGCUAGCCGCUUCUUUCCCUCUGCGACUAUGUUUUCGAGUUUAGUUUUCCAAAGUAACGGAACAAGCCGCCCGGAAGCACUGACGUUAAGCGAUACCUGUGAGCGAGCCGCCCCGAGCUGCCCGGCUCGAAGCUCACCGGCGUGAGCCGUCAACGCUCCGCGAGCACCGGGCCGUCCACCCCCAAGGACACCGCGUUUAUAGCGUCUCGGUUUUCGCUGGUCACACCGUGAACGCGUCCAACGACAAUGGCUAACGUCACAGAUCUCCAAACGAAGUACAGCAAGCUGGCGCAGGAGUACUCCAAGCUCCGGGCCCAGAACCAGGUGCUGAAGAAGGCAGUUGUGGAUGAACAGGCCAACUCUGCCUCAUUCAAGGAGCAGCUUAAGCUGAGGGACCAGAGCCUCAGGAAGCAGGAGCAGGAGAUGGACAGUCUCAGCUUCAGGAACCAACAGCUGGCCAAAAGGGUGGAGCUGCUUCAGGAGGAACUCUCUGUCAGUGAAGCCAAGGGCAAGAAGGGGAAGAGCAAAGCAGACUCUCCGUCACAGCAUGGUCUCGAGACUCAGAUUGUUUUUGAUGAGGACCUGCAGAAAAAGAUAGAAGAAAAUGAGCGACUUCAUAUCCAAUUCUACGAUGCGGAUGAGCAGCACAGGAAGCAGGAGGCUGAGCUGACCACACGACUGCAGGAGCUGGAGAAAGACUCUGAGCAGCACCUGGCUGUUGUGGGCGGACUCACCACGAAGUACAUGGAAACAAUUGGGCGUCUGCAGAGUGACAAGGCUCGUUUAGAGGUGAAAGCUCAAACUAUGGAGAGGGAAGCAAAAGAGUGCAGAAUGCGAACAGAAGAGUGUCAGCAGCAGGUGAGGCGGUGCCAGUCCGAGCUGAACAGACAGGUGAAACAAAGCAGCACUGUUAUCCAGGAAAAAGUGCCCUUCAAUGACACCAAAUUUGGUGACUACAACAGCCUGAAUGUGCCACCACACAAUCGAAGGCACCAGCUUAAAGCCCGGGACGUGGCAGCUCAGGCCCUGAGCUUCAUUCAGGACCUGGUGGCUGCUCUGUUGAACCUCCACUCGUACACAGAACAGAGAGUGCACAUCUACCCCGUGGACUCCUCCAUUGAACCCAUCUCCCCGCUAAACCAGAAGUUUUCUCAGCAUCUCCAUGAGAAUGCAGCCUAUGUGCGCCCCCUGGAGGACGGCUUUCUACAGUUGCACCAAAGCAUCACAGAGGACACGGUCACAGUGCUGGAGACUGUCGUUAAGCUGAAGAGCUUUGCUGAUAAUUUCUCCUCAUACACCCACUUUCUGCAAAAGAUUCUUCCCUACCAGCUGAAAAGCCUAGAAGAAGAGUGCAACGCGCCUCCUUGUACGGCGGCACUUAUUGCAAAAAACCACGAGUUACAGAGUGACAUGAAGAAAGUGACGUCUGUGUUUGAGAAGCUGCAGAGCUACAUUAAGCUGUUGGCCUUACCCAGUGCGCGGCAGGAUGCCGUUCCACAGAGCAGCACCUCAGCUGUCUUCACCCAGCUGGCUGCCUGCCUUCACAGUCUUCAUGACGCCAUUAAAGAGAUGUCCAAGCACUAUAACCAGAAGGCCAGCUUGGAGCAGGAGCUGCCCACCAUCACCCAGAAGCUCUGCACCACAACCGAGUGCCUGCUGGGGUCUCUGGGCUCUCUGACCAGCUGCACCGGCAAGAUUGCUACUUUCUUUAGCAACAACUUGGACUUCUUCACAUCAUCCGGCUACAGUCCAAGAGGCAGCACAGUAGCACUCAACCCCUUGCAAGCAGAGACGAUGUUGGCCAACAAAAAGAAAGCGGCUGCCUACAUACAGGCCAUCAAACAGGGCAGGACGCCGUCGGUUCCAUACAGAGACGCCCUGUCGAACCGCCGCAUCCUCACCAGCUCCACUGAGAGCCGAGAAGGUCUCACCCAGCAGGUGCAGCAGAGCCAGGACAAGAUCGCUCGGCUGGAGCAGGAGAAGGAGCACUGGCUCCUGGAGGCCCAGCUGGGGAAGGUGCGGUUGGAAAAGGAGAACCAGCGCAUUGCGGACAUGGAAUCGCAGCUCGCAGCAGCUUCAGGGGGAAGUCCAAACUCCCGGCCAGCCGCAGCCAGCGUGCUCUCAGAAAGCCACGAGGAAGCCGAGAGAGAGCGGCACGCUGCGGGGAGAGAGACGACGCCGUGCACCAGCCUGGUCGGCAUGCUGUGCACGACACCGACCGUUGACCAUGUGGGAGACGAGGAGUCCCGGGAGCAGCUGAUAAAGACUCACUACAUGGCCAGAGUGGGAGAGCUCACCACCCAGCUCCAGAUUGCAGACAGCAAAGCUGUGCAUUUUCACUCUGAGUGUCGAGCUUUGGCCAAGAGAUUAGCCAUUGCAGAGAAGUCCCGGGAGACUCUGAGCGAGGAGGUCAGACAGGCUAAUCAGAAGGUCACACGCUUGCAGGACGAGCUGACUACAACGAAGAGGAGCUACGAAGACCAGCUCAGCAUGAUGAGCGACCACCUGUGUAGCAUGAACGAGACUCUGAGCAAGCAGAGAGAAGAAAUCGACACGCUCAAACUGGGCAGCAAGGGAAGUGCAAAAAAGAACAAAAGUCGCUAGAGCUGUCGUCUAAACUCUGGCUCCAUUGUGGCCCCACAAAGGGCCCCUUGAGAGGAGGGCUGGCCUCCAGCACCGGGCCCAAACCACAGGACGGCUACAUGAGCCUCAGAUCCCUCCACUGUCCAGCAGUGGCAAUACAAACUCGUUUGGAGGCGUGAAAGUCUUUGACUGAAGAAGCAGCCCCCCCCCACCCCCCUUUCCUUGUCACAGCUCUGUUUUAACCACGAUUUGCAUUAAAAACUCUACAAGAAGCUGCUGCUUCACCUUUUUUGGAGAGAAAAGGCUUCCCCCCCCCCCCCUGAAAGGGGCGGAGGACAAUAAAUGGUGGGAUCAGUGGACGUUGGCAAUGCUCACUGAAGUCGGGACUUGAAGACCAAACCCUGUCGAUGUGCUUUUCCUGCUUUAAACGUGCGUGUAACAGAAAAUUAAACUGCGCCCUGACUGCUUAUCUGUGGGAGCAGGCGAGCAGAGUCGAUGUUGGUGUGGCUGUGUGUGUGCAGAGUGUCGUCUCAUCGUGUGACGUGAACCGGGCUUCACAACAUGCAAGUAUUGAUUUACACGUUGACAUUGUUAUAAUUUUAAAAUAACACUUGGGAUUAUUUUGCGCUCGUGGUUCCAGGGGCCUGUAUGUCUCCAUGCAGCAUAAAACCCCUUCAAAACAAACUGAUGCAUCAGAAGCUUCUGUCAAGAAGGGCUUUAAAACCGGAAUGAACACCUAACAAAGACUAAGUUGAAUUCAUUCCUCAUUUUGGAAAAGGUCCAGUCAUGUGAGGAGUGGAGAAUAGGCAGGAAGAAAUGUCUGCCUUGAAGCGCUGAUUAACUGUUUACCUCGACCAGGAGGGUCGGAUGGACACGUCUGAGCUCGUUAAAUGUGUCAGUCUGUCUGUGAAGUUGUAACAAGUCGUUUUUAUCACCAAAGUAAGUGGAUCUGCACUCGGAUGCCUGGUGUGGCACAAAUUCAUGUUGUAAUAUGUAUGCACAAAAAGGGUUAAUGUGAAAAUACACAAUAAAAAUCAUGAUUUAA
This is a messenger RNA of Pseudoliparis swirei, 3989 nucleotides long. It is a transcript of the gene ppp1r21, whose product is annotated as protein phosphatase 1, regulatory subunit 21. The record is from RefSeq and is a predicted model, not a curated record. The transcript is spliced from 22 exons. Lineage: Eukaryota; Metazoa; Chordata; Actinopteri; Perciformes; Liparidae. The coding region runs from base 608 to 2965 and encodes 785 amino acids. Gene Ontology annotation, cellular component: membrane; early endosome.